AUGAAGCUGUCGGUCCCGCGACUUGCGGCCCGCCGCGGAGCAUCUUUAAACUCCGCAAGCCAAUACAUACCUUCGCGCGACCUGUUGUCACUUCAAACUCAAUCUGCGCGGCCAUAUCACCAGCGUAAUCUACCAUGCUCUCGACGAAAUAUCACCAAUGCUACGGCUUCCAAGGCCCACGAAGCUCAAUCAACACCGACAAAUGAAGCAGCACAAUCAUCAAAAAGAAAUACAUCACCUAAAACCUCCUCCGCCCCCUCUAUAUCGGAACACGUGCGCCUUCUCAUGCGCCGAGUCCCCUACCCCGUCGCCAUAAUCACAGCGACAGAUCCCAGCGGCGCCUCAGAUACAUCGUCGUUCCGUGGCAUGACAGUGUCCUCUUUCAGCACAGUCACCCUUACACCGAACCCGGUCAUCUCGUUCAAUGUGCGCAGACCAUCCGAGACAUUAAACGCUCUUCUCACCUCACAACGAUUCCUGGUUCAUUUACUUGCUCCGGGAUCCGCAACUGCUACACUCGCGCGGGAUUUCUCAAAGGGCAAUACUACACUUGCCAGUAUUUUGAAUGGGCACGGGGAUUUCGAAUUCAGCUCGUUGCCCGUUUGUCCAGGGGGGCAGGGCUUGGUAUCUGAGAGACCUCUUCCUAUUUUAAGGAGGAGGGGUGGCUCAAAUGAAUUAAUGAAAGAUGGAAGAAAUGCUGAUUUUCCUUUCGUACUUGAAUGUACACUCCACCCGCAGAAGAUUGAUGUGCAGGACCACUCGAUUGUGCUGGGGACUGUUGUUCGUGCGAUUGAGGCCGAAGACAUCGCACUUUCAGAGCGGAAAUGCGCGCAAGAAAGUGGGGAUGAGCAUUCGGCCGAUCAUUUAUGUCUGUCCUAUGCUAACACUAAGUUUUGGAAGAUGGGUACUGAGAUUUGA
Messenger RNA from Penicillium pulvis, 918 nucleotides. Its product is annotated as flavin reductase family protein. The coding region runs from base 1 to 918 and encodes 305 amino acids. NCBI's taxonomy places the organism in Eukaryota, Fungi, Ascomycota, Eurotiomycetes, Eurotiales, Aspergillaceae. The record is from RefSeq and is a predicted model, not a curated record. The transcript is spliced from 2 exons. Gene Ontology annotation, molecular function: FMN binding; riboflavin reductase (NADPH) activity.